AGUUGUAAGAAUGUUUUCUUGUCUUUUCCACUAAAAUAAAUGAAUAAGAGAGUCAACUUAAUUUUUGCAGGUUAUAUUUUGUAAAAUAACUUUUCACAAGAUGAAGGUGGCUGAGAAGUUAAUUUGUUUCAUUUCCACUGGGAACAAUCUGGACUGAAAACGUAAUGUUUUGCUUUUGUCAUGCUGGAUGCUCGGCGAAGAAUUAAAAACGCAAGUAAGCAGCGCGAGUCAUGCACAAUUCAAUGCACACAUGACAUGACAUUCGACUUUAUUUUUCAACAGUGCUUUUUGAUUUCUUCCCGUUGCCUCGUUGUUCCACGUGAAAAAACUACAGGGAAGCGAACAACUUCACUGGCACAGGCAUUAUUACCCAUUGAGUUUGAGUCCGAUUGACAUCAUUGUCAUUGAUAUCGUCAUCGAAAGCUGUCAAGAGUCCAAGGAGACAUUGUCCACUGUACUUAACUAUUGUUGCGAUGCUGAGUGGGAAUGGCUGAAGGGUGUACUGAGGAAAACAGCCGAGGAGCUGGUAGUGUCCUGGAUGUUGCUCAACCCAGGCUGGCAGAGGGAGAAGACCUGGAGGAUCAGGUCAAUGAACUUAUUGCUCUGAAAGCCAUUUAUGAGAAUGAGGAUAUUGAGAUCUGUGAGCAUGAGAAUUCACAAAGAGAUUUGCCAGGUGGCAUUUUCAACAUUCCUAUCUUUCCACCUCAACCGUUUAAUGUGAAGAUCACAAAGGAUCUUGCCGGGAUCAAGCGGUUAGCAUUUUGGAGACUUGGCCGUCAUGCCGAAGCAGUGCGGGGCAGAGGACGUAGAGAAAGACAGCUUCUCAAAACUGACGAGAUCUACGAAAAAGCUAGGGAAAAAAUGGAAAGCAAUCGAGGAGGAGGAUCUGUCAGUGGUGACGAAUCAGAAAAAGCAGCACCAGAAGAACCCAAAUUGUACCCGGUGAAGCGCCUGCCCCCGGUGACCUUGACCUUUGCUUUCCCGCACGACUACCCAACUACUAGUCCCCCACAGUUCACCCUCUCCUGCUGCUGGCUGGACAAAAAUAGCUUAACAAAACUGUGCGAAAAGUUGGACUCCAUAUGGGAACAGUACCAGGGUACUCCAGUUGUAAUGAACUGGGUCUGCUUUCUGCAGGAGGAACUUGUGGAACAUUUAGGAUUGACGUCGCCAUAUGAUUUAGGGAGAGUUCUCACCCAUGUUUUUACGCAUCCUGCCAAGUCUUCCUACCCCGAGCACUAUCCUCCACCAUUGAAAAAGAAGCCAUUUGAUCAACGAGGCAUACAAACUUUUAGCAAUAUUGACGAAGUGCUACCUAAGGUGCUUGAUUUCAACCUUAUCACGUGUGAGGUGUGUUUUGAGGAGCAGGCAGGAGAGAAAUUCCUUCGCCUGGUGAGCUGCAGUGACCACACCCUGUGUAAGAGCUGCAUGGGUGGCUGGUUUGAGGAACAGAUUAAGGAGGGUGCAGUCAGUGACCUCACUUGUCCAGGGUACAAAUGUGACAAGUCGGUCCUUCCUACUGAGGUAGCGAGUGUUGUGAGCCCUGAGCUGUACCAGCGUUAUGACAGACUUUUGCUCAAGAAUGCGUUCGACGCGAUGAGAGAUGUUUCUCACUGCCCACGUCCUUUCUGCCAGUUUCCCGUCGUCAUGGACGACAACUUGGGACUGUGCCCAAAGUGCAAGCAUGCCUUCUGCGGCCGUUGUCAGAAUACUUAUCACGGUCACACACCCUGCAAGCUCAAAGCCGAUAUGUUUUCCACAAUAUGCAAGGAAUAUGAGACGAGCAACGCUUCUCGCAAACAAGAACUAGAGGUCAGGUACGGCAAACAGGUAAUCCAACGUGCACUGGAGGAGACGCGGUCCGAGCGAUGGCUGGAGUCCAACAGUAAACAGUGUCCCAACUGCAGCACCUUUAUCCAGAAAACGCUGGGCUGCAACCAGAUGAAAUGCACGAAGUGUGGUCUUCACUUCUGUUGGCUCUGUUCGCAGGCCAUCUCGCGCAGCAACCCGUACGGUCACUACAGUCAGCCGGGCAAGUGCUCGGAAAAACUGUUUGAGGGAGUGGACAUGGAACAGGAGGAACAGUACUGGCUGGCCAUUGAGGCACAGAUAGCUGAGGAGGAGGCUGCUCGGGCCCAGGAGGACGAGGAGGGAAAGUUUGACGAUGCCGAGGAGGUGGAUGAGUGGGGGGUGCCGUUGUGGGCUUGACAUCGUAGGCUGCGUGCAGACCCGCCCAUGUAGAUGUCAAUGGUGUCAGGCACAAAGGAGCCGAGUCUGAGGUUUCCUUAUUUCUUUAUUUAAAUACAUUUGUUUCCUUUACUAGAUAGUCCACGAGGUGUACUAAUAUCUAGCUUAAGGUCAUGUGCUGGUAAAUGAGGUUAAAUUAAAAACUCCUCAAGUCUUUUUACGUGCUUUUUUUAUAGAUUGUCUCCCUUUUCUUUCUUAGUCUGCCCUUUCCUUUCUGCUCACACUGGUCCUCUUGUUGAUUAUGCCACUAGCUAGUCAAAUUGUGUGGUCUGGAAUUCCGCUCUUUGCAACACCGCCGUCCGCCCUUCCGAACGCUUCUUCCGCCUUUUUUACGAGUUUCGUAUUAUAAUAAUGUUGUAGUAAGAAUAAAAAAACGAAUUGAACAAAAGACGAUAAUAAUGUAUAGUAAUGAUUUAUUUUCUUUUUGGCAGUGUUUGGGUAGUUAUUAUUUUUUUAAAAAAAUUAAGGUAACAAAUAAGACCUCAAACCCUUCCAAAAUAACCAGACUUAGCUAUUUUAUGCCUCGUUUUUAUCAAAAUGCCCCCGGACCCCCUAGUUUUCACCCUUUUUUGGGGUAUGCCAUUCUCAGCCCUGAAAAUUUUUGCCUAGGGCACUCUGGCCACAGCACAUUGUGCAGGCUUUUGUUGGCACUCUAUGUUGCUUUCCUCUCACGGUGUUGAAGUGUUUUCUCUGUGAGCCUUUCGUAUUUGGGCAGAGUGUGCUUAGCCAGCAGUCUUACCCAGAGGACUAUGAACAAACACUGAAUUUCAAGUUUUACAGGUAUUUAGACAAACAUUAACACUUUUCCACCACAUACAGUAGAGUGAAAAAACCCUUGGCUCCACAAACAUUAUGGGUGGAUGGCAGGAGAAAACAAGUGGGUUGACAAAAAUGUCAACUGCUCUAUUACAUAUGCAUUUACCACCAUGAAAAUAUCAGGAUGGCAGCACAAGUGGAUGAGGUUUCUUGUUGUGAAAAAAAAAAAAA
Messenger RNA from Aplysia californica (California sea hare), 3234 nucleotides. Its product is annotated as E3 ubiquitin-protein ligase RNF14. The coding region runs from base 487 to 2208 and encodes 573 amino acids. NCBI's taxonomy places the organism in Eukaryota, Metazoa, Mollusca, Gastropoda, Aplysiida, Aplysiidae. Gene Ontology annotation, molecular function: zinc ion binding; ubiquitin protein ligase activity; ubiquitin conjugating enzyme binding. Gene Ontology annotation, biological process: protein polyubiquitination; positive regulation of proteasomal ubiquitin-dependent protein catabolic process; ubiquitin-dependent protein catabolic process. The transcript is spliced from 11 exons. Gene Ontology annotation, cellular component: ubiquitin ligase complex; cytoplasm. The record is from RefSeq and is a predicted model, not a curated record.